Molecule: messenger RNA, 1233 nt
Organism: Hirsutella rhossiliensis
Lineage: Eukaryota; Fungi; Ascomycota; Sordariomycetes; Hypocreales; Ophiocordycipitaceae
Product: PIF1 protein
Exons: 1
Coding region: 1-1233 (410 amino acids)
Source: RefSeq, a predicted model, not a curated record
AUGCCGCGAGAACACCCAGCCACUGUCGCACCCGAAGAGGUUCACCGCACCUUGAGGAUCUUGAAUCGCAGGCGUCCUAUCGGCGCCGGUCCUACAACGCCCUUCACCGCUUGCCAGAGUCCCCACGAUGAGAUCCUCCGUGUCUUGCGAGAUAUGGACCGCCAGCGCGCCGAAGACCGAACCCGCCGCCGUGAAGCUCAAUCCCGAUUUGCUGCACAGACGCCGCCGCCCGCCACUCCAUCACCGAAACGACCUAGACAAGAGCAAGCGCCUCUCACUCCGCCGCCGACGCAGCCAAGGCGCUCCCCCAAAAGACCCCGGCCGAUGCGAGAAACCGUUCAACUUCAACGAGACUCUGUCGAAUCCAUACUGCAUCACUACAACGCCACUUUCCGCGUCAAGGAGCAGGCAUCAUCGACAAGAUCCUGGUGCAACGAAGUUCCGGUUGCCCUCCAGGUAGAGGCUGCUAAAUCUUUCUACCAAGCGUUUACCGAGGAACGGACGUUGCCGGUUUCCCACUGCGUCUUCUGCUAUAGGAAGACACCGCCUUGCGAACUCGCCACCAUACAGUGGAGGGAUCGCUUGUCGCCCUCCAUGCUGCAGGCGACCAAGACUGUCCAAGAGUGUGGCGCGUGCCUUCCGUCACACGAGGGCGCCAGAGUUGACGUGUGCCGCGAGUGUCGCGCCGGCUUCGACAGUGGACGGCUGCCCAAAGCCUGCUCGGUCAACAACAUGGCCAUCGGUUGCGAACAUCGGUACCCCGAAGAGCUUGAUGACCUCUCCCCCGUUGAAGAGAGACUCAUUGCCCUGCAUGCACCUUUUGGCUAUAUCACCAAGUUCACGGUCGACAACAAGACCCGUUCGGGAAUCAGCUACCGCAAGCACGUGAAAGGACACAUCGUCGUCUUCCCGAACAAAGUGGAUGAUCUUGUGGCCACGGUUCUUCCUCAUCCCUUACUGCAGGCCAUUGAGAACAUCCACGUCUCUUGGAGCGGUCCGGGCAAGCCUGGCUCCGCAGACGUCAGACACCUGCUUCAAGUGCGCAAAUCUCGAGUGGCAGCUGCCCUGGCAUGGCUGCAAAGGAACAACCCGCUCUACGAGGAUAUCGCAAUUAACCAAGCAGAGAUAGAUGGCUGGCAGUAUGCCGACGGCUCCACUGUUCCGACCGUCAUCAUGGACCGCAUGCGAAGGAGGAACCGUCGACCGUUGAGAAGACACAAACGGACCACAUAG